Daphnia pulicaria is the source of this 2198-nucleotide messenger RNA. RefSeq lists its product as uncharacterized. Bases 1024 to 1896 code for a protein of 290 amino acids. The record is from RefSeq and is a predicted model, not a curated record. The transcript has 11 exons. Lineage: Eukaryota; Metazoa; Arthropoda; Branchiopoda; Diplostraca; Daphniidae.
CAGCAGGCAGUGCUAUUGCAGAAGAUUUUCCACUUGACGUCAUCCCCGAAUUUGUUUUCAAAAAUCCUUUUUUGGAAUUGGGUAAUUCUUUGGUGGUCCUUCAGCGAAAAUCGAUAAUUUGGCAGCCAUCGUCGCUUCCGCCCCGGUUAUACAAGAACCCAUCCUUGCCGAUUUGUUUGAAUUACAGAAGAAAAACCGAAGUUUGGCUGAGGCUCGGUCUGUUCUCAUUUCUGCCAUAACACGUCUUCCCUCGUGAUGCCAAGCCACUAAUCACAAGCAAAGUGCGUAAUCAUUCAGAUUCACACUCACAUUUCCUAAACUGAAAUUAGAAACAAAACAAAAUGUUAAUCAGUAAUACGCAAGACUUCCUCGUCUUUGGGUGCUGUACAAGAAGGUCGGCGGUGCGGGGACCAUCAAGCAUGGUUAGACAGUCAAAAUCAAAUCAAAUGCCUUAUAUCCAUCGGCGGAGGUCCUAGCGUGCGACGAUCUUUGAAACGAAGAUCUUGAAGCUACGAUCUUGAAGUGAGAAGAAGGUGUACAAGGAAGGUCAGCCAAUCGGAAGUUGAAACGCCCAACAAAUUUGGGUGUGACUGCCAAGUAGGAGUGGGUGUUGGCCUUUCGUCUCAUGACCUUAUUAAUAAUAAUAUUUAUACCCUUUUCUGUUUACGCAACACGCUUAUGGGUGACAACCAACCAACAUCUCUUUCAUGAGAGAACGAAAAACGAUGUGGGAGCAAGAGUGGACUGGCUAGUCUAUAUAAACCUCCUUUGGCUGUGGACGGGUCCAUCGAGUGUUCAACUGAAGAACGAAUUCCAACCGGAUAUUUUGACGUAACAAGUAUUUUGUACAGAUAUUUUGUACAGACAUUUUGACGUAACAGUGGUUUGUUACUCUUCACUCAUCAAGCACGAAAGAUUGCAGUUAAUUAAACAGAGACAGAGUUUGUUUCGCCAUAACAAAGAGUCUAGGGAAAGCCCCUGACAAACCCGUUAUUGUUAAAAGAACACGAAGCAUUUAAGGAAAUGUUUGCUUCAGCUAUAAUAUUUGCAGCUGCUGUCCCACUGGUAUUGGCAAACAACGCGCCAACCUAUUCUAGUGAUGUCUCCAGUACGGCCGACAAUUCGUGUGAGAAUUAUCCUCCGCUUAGUGGUGCAAAAGUUCCACAAAAUGGAAAACCGUCUAAUUCUUCUUAUCCUGAUGAUGGCUGUGGAGACUAUUCUGUCCGAUUUAAGGGCGAUGGAUACUGUUAUUCACUUCUGAAGAAAGGACCUUGUGAGAAUGUGUUAUUUUGGAUUACGGUCGACCCGUAUACUUACGAGGGAAUAUGCACUCCUCGCCUUUGUGGCAGAGAAAAAGUGUUCGUCGGUCGAGAUGGUCUUUGUCACGAUAUUUACGAUACUAAAGAGUGUCGUGGAGGUAGGCGUCUUUAUUACUCGGCUUACGGAGAUCCAAUUUGUGAUUGUCCUAUUGGGCAAUAUCCAUUCCCAUCGGAAGAAGACGAUUGCGUUCCUUUAUUUACCCAAGGGCCGUGUCCAACCAAUCAGGUUGUAUCCGUUAGUUCAUCUGGUAAAUUAGAGUGUUUCCCCAACACUUGUCAACUUGUUGAUAGAUAUCAGGACUGCCUCCUGCAAUUGGUCCCAGUUAAACAAUCAAGAAUAAGUAACGAUGACAACGGCGAUGAAUAUGGAUACUGCUAUGGGUUAGGCACUCGUGGACCUUGCUCACCUUCUGAACUUUUUGGUUACAACAUCUUUCACUGUCAGGGAGAGUGUGUUGACAUGGAUGACCCUAGAACGCCUUACUUUUCUUCUCCGGAAGAGAAUGCAAUUUUAGAUGAUGUCUUUGAUCGGGCCGCAAACGAACCCAUAAAAACAAAGAAUAACAAAAACAAGUAGAAUUCCAACAUCUCUCCUAAAUCCCUGUCAACCUGGCGGUCGAAACGGAAAUAAUUUCAAGUGUGCAAAUCCUUUGGUUCCUAGUAGACCCAUACGUGACGUUAGUAAGCCUGUCAGUCCUGCUUUCGGUUGCCGACCAAAUGAUUUCUUGCGAGCUACUGGACAAUGCGGUAGCAACCGUGGGCCAGCUAGCUGCGGACCUUCUUACAAAUUCAUCAAAGCUACAAACCAAUGUAGACCAAUUCGCUUUUGAAUUAAAUUCGCUUUGUAAUUAAAGAUAAUCCUGAAAUUCAACACAACUA